This is a messenger RNA of Armigeres subalbatus, 1677 nucleotides long. RefSeq names its product probable cytochrome P450 6a14. The coding region runs from base 33 to 1532 and encodes 499 amino acids. The transcript has 2 exons. The record is from RefSeq and is a predicted model, not a curated record. Gene Ontology annotation, molecular function: oxidoreductase activity, acting on paired donors, with incorporation or reduction of molecular oxygen; monooxygenase activity; iron ion binding. NCBI's taxonomy places the organism in Eukaryota, Metazoa, Arthropoda, Insecta, Diptera, Culicidae.
UCGCGGCAAACGAAGCAUCAACUAUUUCAACAAUGCUGAUAUACCUCACUGUUUUGGCAUUUACUUUGGCCGUGCUAUGGGUGCGCAAGCGUUACUCAUACUGGAAGGAGCGUGGCAUCCCGUAUUUGGAACCAAGCUUCCCGGCCGGCAACAUUCGUGAAUUAGGACGGACGGAGCAUAUUUCGGCACUGAUGCAGCGUUGGUACAAGGAACUGAAAGGGAAAUCCCCGAUCGGAGGUUUAUUUUUCUUGUUAAAUCCUGUUGCGCUGGUAAUGGACUUGGAUUUAAUCAAAACUGUGUUAGUGAAAGAUUUUCAAUAUUUCCAUGAUCGAUCAGUGUACUAUAAUGAAAAGGACGACCCCUUGUCAGCUCAUCUGUUCACUAUGGAGGGUACUAAGUGGAAAAAUUUGAGAGCCAAGCUGACACCAACGUUCACUUCAGGAAAGAUGAAGAUGAUGUAUCCAACCAUCACAAGAGUGGCCGACGAAUUUCAAAAGUUAAUGACAGCUGUAGUUUCUGAGAAUAAUGAAAUCGAGAUGAAGGAGAUUCUUGCACGAUUUACGACCGACGUUAUUGGAAAUUGUGCAUUCGGAUUGGAAUGUAACAGUCUGCACGACCCAGAGGCUGAGUUCAGGCGCAUGGGAAGAAAAAUAUUUACGUUUGCGAAUGGCCAAUUCAUUAAAGGUUUCAUCGCACAACAGUUCCGUUCGUUGGCUCGAUUACUUCACAUAGCUGUAACUGAUAAAGAAGUAUCUGACUUUUUCAUCGGUGCUGUUAAAGAUACGGUCAAGUAUCGGGAAGAGAACAAAAUUGAAAGGAAUGAUUUUAUGAGUCUGCUACUGAAACUCAAAAACGCAGAAUCUUUGGAAGAUGGUAAUGAUGCCCACAAAAUUGAUCCAUUGACUGUCGAGGAAAUUGCUGCACAGGCGUUUGUGUUCUUCUUGGCUGGCUUCGAAACGUCAUCCACAGCAAUGUCCUAUUGCCUGUACGAGUUGGCUCAAAACAUCGACCUUCAAAACAAGGCGCGGAAAUGCGUUGAGGACGCUUUCAAAAAACAUGGUUCAGUGUCAUACGAGGCAAUACAAGAUAUGCAUUAUAUCGAUCAGUGCAUCAACGAAUCACUUCGUAAAUACCCUCCCAUUCCAACCGUAAUAAGAACGGUAUCCAAGGAUUACAAGCUACCCAAUAGUGACGUUGUACUGCAGCAAGGCUCCUCGAUUGUUGUGCCGGUAUACGCCAUCCAGCACGAUCCCGAGUACUACACCGAUCCGGAACGAUACGAUCCGGAUCGCUUCACGCCGGAUCAGGUGGCCAAACGGAAUCCGUACACAUUCUUGCCGUUCGGUGAAGGUCCUCGAAUAUGCAUCGGCAUGCGAUUCGGCAUUAUGCAAGCUCGCGUCGGUUUGGCGUAUUUGUUAAAAGAUUUCCGAUUCACCUUGUCGAGCAAGACACUGGUCCCGGUGAAAAUCACUCCAGGCAGCCCAAUUCUCGCAUCGGAAGGGGGACUGUGGUUACACGUGGAGAAGCUGUGAGGGCAUUGACGAGGUGUCGAUAGGUUGAAUGCUACCGGGCUGAAUAUAAUUAUUGCUCACAGUUCAAUAUGAAGAUAAUACUAAUAUGUGAGGUUAAGAUAUUGCUGUUAUUGAAUAUCACCAAGCAUCUUUCCUUGAAAUAGAU